AUAUUCACUUACUCGAUGGGAAACGUCGUGUUCCUUCACGUGAGCCGGCCUGACGUGGUCCGGGACAUCAACCUGUGCGUGUCGCUGGACCUGGGCAAGAGCUCCUACCUCAAGGCGACGCACGAGCCCCUGUUCGGCGGGGGCAUCCUCAAAUCCAACGGGGAGGCGUGGGCGCACCAGAGGAAGAUCAUCGCCCGUGAGUUCUUCCUGGACAAGGUCAAGGGCAUGGUGGAUCUGAUGGUAGAUUCUGCACAAACACUGCUUUGCUCAUGGGAAGAGAGAAUUGACAAAAAUGGCGGGAACGUAGAUAUUAAGAUUGAUGAUGACAUAAGGGCUUACUCUGCGGAUGUGAUCUCUAGAACAUGCUUUGGAAGCAGCUACAUCAAAGGAAAGAAUAUCUUUCUAAAGAUCAGAGAACUACAAAAGGCUGUGUCCAAGCCAAAUGUACUAGCUGAAAUGACUGGCCUAAGGUUUUUUCCCACCAAGAGGAACAAGCAAGCAUGGGAGCUUCACAAACAAGUGCACAAACUAAUACUAGAAAUUGUUAAGGAAAGCGGGGAAGAAAGGAACUUACUGCGUGCAAUUCUUCUCAGUGCAAGCAGCAGCAAGGUGGACCUCGCUGAGGCAGAGAACUUUAUAGUGGAUAACUGCAAGAGCAUAUAUUUUGCAGGAUAUGAGAGCACGGCCGUUACAGCUGCCUGGUGCCUAAUGCUCCUUGGGCUACAUCCAGAAUGGCAGGGUAAGGUGAGAGAGGAAGUGCAGGAGGUCUGUGAGGGUCGGCCAGUAGACUCUCAGUCACUUCAGAAAAUGAAGAAUUUGACUAUGGUAAUCCAGGAGACUUUGCGUUUAUACCCAGCAGGCGCCUUUGUAUCAAGGCAGGCCCUUCAGGAACUGAAGUUUGGGGGUGUACACAUACCAAAAGGUGUCAACAUCUACAUCCCUGUUUCCACAAUGCACCUUGAUCCCAAUCUGUGGGGUCCAGAUGUGAAAGACUUUAACCCAGAGCGCUUCUCCAAUGCACAACCCCAGCUACAUUCCUACUUGCCAUUUGGAGCUGGUGCUCGAACUUGCCUUGGUCAGGGAUUUGCUAUGGCUGAGCUCAAAACCCUGAUUUCUCUCAUCAUCUCUAAGUUUGUAUUGAAGCUUUCACCACACUAUGAGCAUUCUCCAACACUGAAACUCAUUGUGGAGCCAGAAUUUGGUGUGGACCUCACUUUAACAAGAGUGCAAGGUGCACAUAGACACUAAUAGGGUUGUAAUUUGGACAUAAUAAUUGCAGUGUCUAUCCAGAUCGAUGGAGAGAAAACUGUAAUCUGAUGAAUGCAUCAAAUAUGUACAUAUAUACAGCUCCAUACUAUGAAGGCUUGAUCUUCUGAUGGCAUGUUGAGAACUCAGCUUAAAUAUGUUUAGCUAUAGGGAAGAUAUCAAUGAACAAUGGUUUAUGUCAACAUCAUAUGGUUGUGUUGUGAGUAC
Molecule: messenger RNA, 1473 nt
Organism: Oryza brachyantha (malo sina)
Lineage: Eukaryota; Viridiplantae; Streptophyta; Magnoliopsida; Poales; Poaceae
Product: cytochrome P450 714B2
Exons: 4
Coding region: 16-1248 (410 amino acids)
Molecular function (GO): heme binding; monooxygenase activity; oxidoreductase activity, acting on paired donors, with incorporation or reduction of molecular oxygen
Source: RefSeq, a predicted model, not a curated record